Tigriopus californicus is the source of this 3520-nucleotide messenger RNA. It is a transcript of the gene iav, whose product is annotated as transient receptor potential cation channel subfamily V member 5-like. The transcript has 17 exons. Gene Ontology annotation, molecular function: protein binding; calcium channel activity. Gene Ontology annotation, cellular component: membrane. Bases 267 to 3329 code for a protein of 1020 amino acids. Gene Ontology annotation, biological process: calcium ion import across plasma membrane. The record is from RefSeq and is a predicted model, not a curated record. Lineage: Eukaryota; Metazoa; Arthropoda; Copepoda; Harpacticoida; Harpacticidae.
GACAUUGCACUCAAAAAGGUGAACAUGGUCACGGUAAACAUUCAAGGCCCAGGAUGGUGUGCGUGUUAAGAUCCUGUCCAGGAGUGCCAAGGGCCAGAAAGAAAUCAGACGCUUUUGUUCCAAAACCCCGAACUACUACGCAUUAUCAAACUGAGGGGAUCAGUUACUAUUGAUCCAACAAAUCUCCCUGCUCUGACCUGAAUCGACCGUUGGCUUUUCAGUUGUCCCAAGGACCCGCCAUUUUGACAUCAGUUGAGCACUUUAUCAUGGGAAAUUGUCUGAAAAAGGGGGAAGCGUUUGAUCCUGGUGGUGUUUUGGAUCGGGUGAUAGCUUCUGGGACCGCUUCAGAGGACAAUUUCAUCUACAGCUUGGCCAAUUACAAGAAGGGCGGUCUGCUGGUCGAAUGUUUUAAUAAAGGAGGAUCCAAGGAGGUUGAGAAAUACAUUCGAAACAAACUCGCUCAUUUGAUGUAUAACAAUGGAGCUGGAGAAUGCAUCACAAGGACGGAAUAUCUGCGAUGGAAGUUCAAGGACAAACAGGAAAAGGUCGUAAUUGGGCAAGACAAGAACCCAGGAAUUACUUAUGAUCCAUUACUUCUGUGGGAAGAUCAUGAGGCAUGCUGGAAAAUGCAGUUUCGAGGGGCAAUGGGAGAAUCCUUGCUUCACGUGUUGAUCAUUUGUAACACCUUGGUUCACACCCGAAUUGCUCGGCUCCUUCUCAAAUGCUUCCCUCGUCUCGUUAUUGACAAGGUGGAAGGCGAAGAAUAUCUGGGCACGACGGGAUUACAUCUGGCCAUUGCCUAUGGCAAUGACGAACUUGCUCAGGUUCUGAUAGAGGGAGGAAUCAACAUCCAUGAGAGAGCCACAGGGACCUUCUACCUACCCACUGAUCAAGCUCACGAUCAUCCCAAAGCUGAGACCAACUAUGAAGGCUUAGCCUAUCUGGGCGAAUAUCACCUGGCCUGGGCCGCCUGUCAAGCCAAUGAGACCAUUUACAACCUUCUCUUGGAGCAAGGCGCGGAUCCCGACGCUCAAGACCGUUUUGGAAACACUGUUCUGCAUAUGGUGGUGGUCACGAAUCGGAUCGGCAUGUUUGGAUAUGCACUGCGCCAUCCCUUGAAGUCCGGGAAUUCGGAAAUUGACAACAAUGCGGCCUUGACCUGCCUCACAUUGUCUUGUAAGCUCGGUCGGGACAACUUGUUUAAAGAGAUGCUGGAACUGAGUUGCAAAGAGUUCUGGCGGUACUCAAAUAUUUGUUGCUCAGCCUAUCCCUUGGGGGCUCUGGACUCGAUUCGCCCCAGUGGUGAGACAAAUUGGGGCUCGGCCAUGCUGAUUAUCUUGGCUGGAACCAAAGAGGAGCAUUUGAACAUGCUGGAAGGUGGCAUCAUUGCCAAGCUUCUCGAGGAAAAAUGGACCACCUUUGCUCAGAUGUUCUUCGUCAAAAAGUUCGCCUUUGUUUGGGUUCAUUUGAUUUGUCUCUCUGUCGCCAUCUACACCCGUCCCGACUACACAGCCAGUCUCUUGGGCGGUUUAAAAGAUGGACCAGAGGAUAUUGCCGAUCAUGUCACAAGAUAUUGCUUCGAGAUUGCGGCUCUCCUGGCAACCUUGGAAUACAUGAUCAUACAACAGGCUGAAGAAAUCAAGAACUCGGGCAUCAACAGUUUCUUAAGGAAUUUGAAGGGAACACCGGCCAAACUGAUUUACACCAUGGGUAACUUGUUUCUUUUGGCCGCGGUCCCAAUGAGAUUUCUUCAGUGGAACGACAAAACCGACUUUUAUAGGAUCUUGGAGGAAACAGUCUUAGUGAUUGCAAUUCCGGCCAUUUGGUUCUACUUGAUAUUCUUUGCAGGAGCCAUCAAGUUGACCGGUCCUUUCGUCACGAUGAUCUUCAGCAUGGUCACUGGUGACAUGUUCACUUUCAGCAUCAUCUACAUCAUCAUACUCUUUGGCUUCAGUCAAGCGUUCUUCUUCAUGCUGAAGGGCAUAGAAUCGCCUGGUCUUUACCGAACCUACCACACCACUUGGGUGGGAAUGUUUCAUAUGACCUUGGGAGAGUACAACUAUAAUGUGUUCAGCGACACCGAGCAUCAAGGCAUGGCCAAGCUCUUCUUCGUCUUGUUUCAAAUCAUUCUUCCCAUUCUUCUGUUGAACAUGUUGAUUGCCAUGAUGGGUAACACCUAUGCCAUAGUGAACGAGAAAAGUGAAAAAGAGUUUUUGAAACAGUGGGCCAAGGUUAUCAUGAGUAUGGAACGAUGCGUCCCGCCCAUUAAAGCGAAGGAGUAUUUGGAGCAAUACAGUAUCAAGUUGGGAGAGAAUCUUCGUGGGGUGAUGGUAAUCAAGAGCAAAGACAAGACUCGAGCCAGGCAAAGGAAAGGCGCUCUUUACAACUGGAAGAAAACCGGCAAGACCAUCAUUCGUUACUUGAAGAAACGGAAAAUGACGGGCGAUGAUUUGAGACGAGAGAUGUGGGUUCACGAUGAGGCGGAGACUCCCAAAGCCUCGCGCAAAAAGAAGGCCUUAGGAUACGAUGUUAAUUUUGGGUUGCAACCCACGACCAGUUUGGUUCCCGGCCAACUACCUCCCGGCGUUGUUCCCACCCCAGAAAUGUUCGGAAGAUCUCUCACGCCGCAGGACCAAUUCGUUCUGGAGAAUAUGAAGGUCAUGCAAAAAUACUUUGACUUGGCCCAAAGCUGGCAAGAGGCCAUCAAGCGGAAGAAAGAGCAAGAGAGUUCCUCGGGGAAACAGCUAGCCAGUUCCCAAGGAGAGGCCAUCGCUGAGCCCAUGGGAGUGCUCCAACCUGCUUAUAUUGGCCCUGAUCCGCACACUUUACCAGGAGUUCGGAGGAAGAAAACCAAGCAGGAGUUUCAGCAAGAAUUGUUCUGGCGAAAGCGCAGCCGAAAGAAUAUCCGAAGUCUCAAGCAACAAAGUUUUGAUUUGGCCACAAUUCAUGACGAGUCGGACUUCAGCAGUGAUGAAGACAACUUCUUUACCUCGCCUGACAAUCCCGAGGUGGGAAAUGGGAAAGUGAACUUGGGAUAUCACAUUGAAAAUGAAAAGGCACCAUCUGGAACUCUGCCACCUUUAACCAAUGGAAAAGUCCACUCCUCCAAAAGUAAUGGAGCCUUAUCGCCGUCCGUCAUUGUCCCUUCCAACCCUGAUGAUCCUGUGGAGGAGGACCAAUCCGCUCACGAAGGCGAGAAGAAGAAAAAGGCCAAGAAGGAAAAGAAGGAAAAAAAGGAGAAGAAAGAGAAGAAAGAGAAAAAAGAAAAGAAGAAAAAGGACAAAGAAAAGAAAAAGAAAAAAGACAAACCCAAAGAUGAGGAGCUAUAGAGGUGUCCAUGUACAUACCGUAUGCCUUUCCGUAGAGUAUAGACUGAGAAAUCACCUCUUUCGACCUAAAAUAAGUAACAAAGAACGAUGGAAAUUUUCUGAGUAUGACAAAAUCGUAUAGAGUAUUCAGUAUUUGUUCGAAUUGUUUUAUUGAAGGCCGAUCUUCACCUGAUUACAUCAUCGAGAUUUUU